Molecule: messenger RNA, 598 nt
Organism: Serinus canaria (Common canary)
Lineage: Eukaryota; Metazoa; Chordata; Aves; Passeriformes; Fringillidae
Gene: MLN
Product: motilin
Exons: 5
Coding region: 123-467 (114 amino acids)
Cellular component (GO): extracellular region
Molecular function (GO): hormone activity
Source: RefSeq, a predicted model, not a curated record
AGCACCUCGUUUGUCUGGAGAGGGAUGACAGUGCAGGAUUUGUGUUCCCGAGGGGGAUCAGUGUGCCAGGUUCGGUGAGGAUGGGAGAAGGAGCCACUUGAAGACUCAAAGUGGCUCUCAGCAUGGUUUCGAGGAAGGUGGUGGCCAGUUUGCUGCUGGUGUCCCUGCUGUCCGUGCUGGCUGAGCAGACCCAAGGCUUCAUGCCCUUUUUCACCCAGAGUGACUUCCAGAAAAUGCAGGAAAAGGAGAGGAACAAGGCAGGGCAGAAGAAAUCCCUGAGCUCGCUGCAGCAGCUGGAGGAGGAAGGUUUCUCUGAGCAAUCUGCUGUGGAUGUCAAUGCAGCCAAGACCCUCCAGCAGGCCCUUCCUGUCAGAGCUUGGCUCACCCUAAGGCAGCUGGAAAAAUACCAAGAUGUCCUGGAGAAACUGCUGGCAGAGCUGUUACAGGACACCCCAGAUGCUGACUGAUAUCUGCAGGAUCAGAAGAGAAAGCGCUGGAGCUGCUCAAGCUGAAAGACUCCACUUAUGUAAACGAAUUUUGUGAGAGAGAUUAACAAAAUCUGAGGUGAGAUAAUAAAUGUGCAGCAUAAUUAAAAGGA